CGAUCUCCUCCGAGUUACAACAUGUCUACGAUAACUGUAAAGGUCGAGUUCGGGGGCGGACUAGAGCUGCUAUUUGGGAACAAACGUGUUCACUCGAUAUCCCUUCCCUCGUUCGUACCUGCCGAUAACACGAUCGCACCUUCAUCACCCCCAAAUUCUGAAACACCACAACCCGCAAAAUCUGAUGACCCUCCUCUACCCGCAAAUGGCCCAAACCAAGAUCCAAUUAAAGGACUUGGGGAGACGAAGGCGAAACCUCUGGAUGUCCAGUACUUGAUGCACUACCUUCGAAGUCAGCUCCUCACAGAGCGGCCGGAACUCUUCAUGGAUGGCGAUACUGUACGCCCGGGAGUCCUCGUGCUUAUAAAUGACACUGAUUGGGAGCUCGAAGGGGAAGGAACGUAUGAGAUAUCAGACGGAGAUGAAAUUGUGUUCAUAUCUACGCUUCAUGGUGGAUGAAGGUUCCAAUGGGAGGCUCGCCGGGGCCAAUGUGAGCCAACCGCCGUCGUGGCUGACUCGUCUGAAUCGGCGAUGACGACAGGGGUGGCGACCUGACCGCAUCUUUUGGUUCAACCAUCAUCUUGUGCACACAUAUAAUCAACACUGCCGCGCUCGCGACGCCAGAUUGAAGGAUGGCUUCAGCGAUUCGAGUUUGUCGCUAUCAGGCAGUCGAUCCCAGCGUCGAAUAUCAUUCUGGUAAUACCAAGGUUACAUCUUUGGAUAAUCUUCUUCCCGAAAGCUAAAUGGGUCAAAGAAAAG
Messenger RNA from Pisolithus orientalis, 759 nucleotides. Its product is annotated as ubiquitin-like modifier 1. Gene Ontology annotation, molecular function: protein tag activity. The transcript has 2 exons. The record is from RefSeq and is a predicted model, not a curated record. Gene Ontology annotation, cellular component: cytoplasm; nucleus. Bases 22 to 459 code for a protein of 145 amino acids. NCBI's taxonomy places the organism in Eukaryota, Fungi, Basidiomycota, Agaricomycetes, Boletales, Pisolithaceae. Gene Ontology annotation, biological process: tRNA thio-modification; protein urmylation.